AUGCUCGGUGCAGCCGACGAGACCUUUGUAAAUCAUGCCCAUUCUCUCAUGUUGACAUUGAAUGUAUAUUGGUUUAAGCUGUUUGAAGGCCGGACUUAUACAGGCAGUGCUUUGUAUUUACUUAACAGCAAUUUCCCCAAGGAAGACCAAAUGAAACCAGAAAAUAUUAUCCUCGUUGAUGUCAUGUCUGACUGUUAUGGUGGUAAAGCUGUGAAGACUAUCAAGUUCCCUAAUGGUACUACUGUCUAUACUGCUAUCAUGUAUGUCGCUUCCGAGAUACCUGCUGCUAGAAAUACUGCCGGAUUCACAGAACAUGGCAUGUAA
This is a messenger RNA of Phycomyces blakesleeanus NRRL 1555(-), 324 nucleotides long. RefSeq lists its product as hypothetical. The transcript is spliced from 2 exons. The coding region runs from base 1 to 324 and encodes 107 amino acids. NCBI's taxonomy places the organism in Eukaryota, Fungi, Mucoromycota, Mucoromycetes, Mucorales, Phycomycetaceae. The record is from RefSeq and is a predicted model, not a curated record.